Carica papaya (papaya) is the source of this 708-nucleotide messenger RNA. Lineage: Eukaryota; Viridiplantae; Streptophyta; Magnoliopsida; Brassicales; Caricaceae. The record is from RefSeq and is a predicted model, not a curated record.
AUGUUGCUCCGAUCAACACUGUGGCGGUCGUUGUUGAGCCUGAUAUACUCGAAACGAAGUCCAGAGGUUGUUAUACGGAAAUGGAAGGAGGAGGGCCACACGGUGUGCAAGUACGAGCUCAAUUGGAUCUCAAGGGGGCUUUGGUAAGCUCAAGCGCUAUAGCACGCACUCUAGAUGCAAGAGUGGAUGACACUUCGGCAAGAUAUAAAGCUUCUACCUGGCGAUUAUGUUGUCUACUGGGACUUGAUUGCAAAAGUCUGCAGUUUGAGCACUGCAGAAAAGUUUUUCGAAGAUCCCCCUGAUUGAAUGAGAGGUCACUCCCCUUGUUUAGCUCUUCAUCAUACGAGCAAAUUGUCUACCAAAGCUGAGGCUCUUAUGGAGAUAAUAUCAUGGUGUGCUUUCCUGAAAUGUCCCCCAAUAAACCAUACGCUAUUACUGUCCAUUUCAAAAGGUCAACUAGAGAAGGUAAAAGGAGUAAUUCAGGAAUUAAAGAGAAACAUUUAUCCAGAUACUGUUACGUACAACUUAUGGUUAACAAUCUGUACCGUGCAAAAUCAUAUGGAAGCUGCAGAAAAAAGUCUUUCUUGAGCUGAAGAAGGCUAAAACAGCUUCCCAGCCUCGUCCAACUUGGGCAUGAAGAAGACGAAGAAAAGGGCUCCUCAAAGAAGUAAAGUUGCUUAUUUCUCUCUUAUCAGUUUUGUCUGUUGA